Prunus armeniaca (apricot) is the source of this 810-nucleotide messenger RNA. The record is from the annotation of a GenBank genome assembly. NCBI's taxonomy places the organism in Eukaryota, Viridiplantae, Streptophyta, Magnoliopsida, Rosales, Rosaceae.
AUGAAUUCUUUGGAUAUAACAAAUGCAGAUCUAUUGACAAGAGCUCAUACUUGUCUUAACAAUCUCAUCUACUCAGUUCACCUCACACCUUGGAAGCUGUACUUUGAUAGAUCAAAAAUUGAUGUAGCUUCUGAGGCAGGGAUUGUUUUAGAGGAGCCACUAGGGAUCAGACACUGUUAUUCUUUCCAGUUAGAUUUCCAAUGCACCAACAACAGGGCUGAAUAUGAAGCUUUAAUCAUUGGCCUUGAAAUACUUGUGGAAUUAGGAAUCCAAUCUAUAGAAAUCUUGGGAGAUUCUAUGCUUGUGUUAAAACAGAUUGCUGGAGAAUACAAUUGUCUAAGUGCUUUUUUAGCGGUCUAUUUAAUGGCAGCCAAAAACCUUCUAACAAAAUUCAGAGAAGCUACUUGGGAACAUAUCCCAAGAGAAGAAAACUUUGUAGCUAAUGAAUUGGCUCAGGUAGCAACAGGAAUACAAAUGCCUGAGGACUGUGUACAAAGAAUCAUCAAGGUAGGAAAGAAAAGUCUACCAUCUGUUCUAAGCAGAGGGAUGGAGAUAGAUGUCAAUUUUGCCAUAAUCACUAAAGAUGAUUGGAGAAAUCCCAUUAUAAAUUACUUGCAGUAUCCAACCCUUCCUUCUGAGAAAAGAGUCAGAAUCAUGACUUUGAACUAUCUUAUGUGGAAUGGAGAUUUGGUCCGAAAAAGCAAAGACGAGGUACUUCUAAAGUGCCUUGGAAAGAAAGAAAACAUGAAGGUCAUGGGAGAAACUCAUGAAGGAAUCUGUGGAGCUCAUCAAGGAGGAAGAAAAAUGUGA